Plasmopara halstedii is the source of this 150-nucleotide messenger RNA. RefSeq lists its product as uncharacterized. The transcript is spliced from 2 exons. The coding region runs from base 1 to 150 and encodes 49 amino acids. Lineage: Eukaryota; Oomycota; Peronosporomycetes; Peronosporales; Peronosporaceae. The record is from RefSeq and is a predicted model, not a curated record.
AUGAAUCGGCGAUCCACCAAGACAGAUGCGGCCCGUGCGGUCGACGUCAUGAAGACCUUGUUUGAAGCUCUAGGUCCCGAUACAACAUCGACCCCUUAUAUGGGAAAAGUUUUUCCCUUUCCCCUUCCACGACAACUUCUUCGAGGAUGA